Messenger RNA from Nylanderia fulva, 953 nucleotides. RefSeq names its product mitochondrial inner membrane protease subunit 1. NCBI's taxonomy places the organism in Eukaryota, Metazoa, Arthropoda, Insecta, Hymenoptera, Formicidae. Gene Ontology annotation, molecular function: serine-type endopeptidase activity. Gene Ontology annotation, cellular component: mitochondrial inner membrane peptidase complex; membrane. The record is from RefSeq and is a predicted model, not a curated record.
CGAAUUCUCGGGUGAUACUCCCGACGAGACACACUUGUCGCGAUUCGUCGACGAUUUAUUUCCCCCGGUCUCUCUGGGUCUCGGUACGCGCCGUACUAACCUGCGCUAGAGAGUACACUAAACUAUAUUAAAACGCCGAGAGAGAGAGAGAUAUAUAGGUUCGUGUAUACGAGGGAACACGGCCCAUGGAGGCACGCACACGCACACGCACGACCACCGAGCCCGAGAUUCGCCGACGGUGCCCGAUUAAGGGGAUGAUAUUCCUCAGCGAGAUAUUCCACCGCCAGAGAGGAGAUUCUGCGCGCGAGACUCCGCGUCUAGAUCAGAUGCGGAGGAGCCUUUUGCAUGAGUUUCCUCGUCGAGGCGAAUGACAUUUUAUACAUGAUGCUAAAGUUGAAUAAAUUCGCGUACAAGGUUAUACGAGGAUUCGUGCAAUGCGCGUGUGUGACGUAUUGCGUGCACGAAUACGUAGGAGAUAUCGUUGUGUGCAAUGGUCCAUCCAUGGAACCUACAUUAUAUACCAAUGAUGUAUUACUAAUGGAAAGAAUAUCAGUUAGACUACAAAAGUUGGAGAAAGGUGAUAUUGUCAUUUCCAAAUGUCCCACUAAUCCUAAACAAAAUAUAUGCAAACGAAUUGUAGGUUUGCCUGGAGACAAUAUAAGGAAUGGUCUGAAUAUAAUAAUGAUACCUUAUGGGCAUGUUUGGUUAGAAGGUGAUAAUAGUAAUAAUUCUACAGAUUCACGAGUGUAUGGACCAGUGCCUCAUGGAUUGUUACGUGGACGAGCUUUAUGUAAAAUAUUCCCUUUGAGAGAGAUAACUAUGUUCACAACAAAUGCGUAACUUAAAUCAAUCAGAAAAAUCUUUAAUGAUUAAGGAUUAUAAUUAUGGAACAAUUUUUAAGUUAGUUAGAUUAAUUUAAGAGAAAAUAAAGUUUCUUAAGUAUAUUGCACAUA